Epinephelus moara (kelp grouper) is the source of this 3198-nucleotide messenger RNA. RefSeq names its product zinc finger and BTB domain containing 25 (gene zbtb25). The record is from RefSeq and is a predicted model, not a curated record. Gene Ontology annotation, cellular component: nucleus. The transcript has 3 exons. Bases 91 to 1446 code for a protein of 451 amino acids. Gene Ontology annotation, molecular function: protein binding; DNA-binding transcription factor activity, RNA polymerase II-specific; RNA polymerase II cis-regulatory region sequence-specific DNA binding. Gene Ontology annotation, biological process: regulation of transcription by RNA polymerase II. NCBI's taxonomy places the organism in Eukaryota, Metazoa, Chordata, Actinopteri, Perciformes, Serranidae.
GAGACAUGACGCGGCUUUCUGCGAGAUCAUCUGCAGCAACAAAUCGGCUCCAGAACCUGAAGACAAUCUGCACAUUUCUGCGAGUGGGUCAUGGAGGUGUCGUCUCACAGCCUCUUCCUGCUGCAGCAGCUCAACGUUCAGAGAGAGUUCGGCUUCCUGUGCGACUGCACUGUCGCCAUCGGAAACGUCUACUUCAAAGCUCACCGCGCCGUCCUCGCUGCCUUCUCCAACUACUUCAAGAUGAUCUUCAUCCACCAGUCCAGUGAGUGUAUAAAGAUCCAGCCCACCGACAUCCAGCCGGACGUCUUCAGCUACCUGCUGCACAUCAUGUACACCGGCAUGUGUCCCAAACAGCCCGUGGACCAGAGCCGGCUGCAGGACGGCAUCAAGUUCCUGCACGCCUACCAGCUGUGCCGGAAACCCGGCGAGGGCGCCGCCGACGCCGCUGCAGACAUGGUGCGCAUGUCCAACCUGUACGGCAUCCAGAUCUCCUCCCAGCUGGCCAACAAGGACGCACCGGGAGUCCCCAAGACCAUGGCGGUGUCCCGCGGGGCCCCCGAGGAUGGACGCCGGGGAGGUCGGUCCCACUCCCAGCUGUCCCUCGCCGUCGGACUGGAGGGGAUCCCGUCAGACCGCCAGGCCUCGACACAACGCAACGUCUGCUCCGUGGCGUCUGGAGACGACUCUGACAUCUCGACCCGCAUCAAGCAGGAGCGGGUGGAGGAGGAAGAGGGGGAGGAAGGCGAGGCGGAGGAGGGGCAGGGGACGGGGUCUCCCUCUCAGGGAAGCAGUCCCAGUCAGAGCCUCCUGUUUAAGGACCGGCCCCUCGUCCUGCUGUGUCCCCGCUGUGGAGAGCGCUGCUCCUCCCCUGAGGACCUGCGGGAGCACCUGUUCAGCCACGCCCUCGACCCCGCCCGCCUGAUGGAGGGGCUGCCGCAGGGCGGGGAGCUGGAUGCUGGCGGUGAGGAGGGGCCAGCGGGGGCCCAAGACCAGCUGGACGCAGGGUGUCUGGAGGAGGCGCUGAGACAGAGCCAGGCGCUCGCCAACCAGCUGGCCGCGGAGCUGAGGAGGAGCCGGGGGGGAGCGGGGGGAGGAGGGGGGAGCAGCCCCACCCCCGCCGUCCUGCACUCCCGUAAACGGAAGAUCGCCUGCGCCGUCUGCAGCCUGCGCUUCGCCCACAAGAGCCAGCUGCAGGAGCACAUGUACACCCACACCGGCAAACCAUCCCGCUACCACCGCUACAACCGCCUCUGCAGCCAGCUCUUCCAGGCCUCCGCCCACUUCUGCGAGGGCGCCGCAGAGCCCGGGGGAGGGGGCGGGGCCUCCUCUGGCGUCGCCACGCUCUCUGAGGAGGUCAACAGGGACACUCAGGACAACGGCAGCUCCUGCUACUCCCUGGACUCUGAGAUCUCCCAGGAGAGCGUGGACGGCGUUCCUGUGGAGUGAUGCGUCGCCACCAGGUGGCGUGACGGAGCACACGGUGGUUCUGUGGGCGGAACCAGCAGACGUUCUCUCUGGACUCAGACUGGACUCUGAGCUUUGUGUUGUCGUCUGUGUCUCUGCUGCUGUCUGCUGGUCCGGUACCUGUGCAGGUGUGUGUGUGAGUCAUGUGAUCAUCAGCUGUGACGGUCCGACUGUUGCUUUUUUACACGUUUCAGUUCGUAAACUUCCAAAUCGAUCGACAGAAAAUUAAUCCCCAAAUAUUUUCAGUCAUUUUUUAAGAAAAUAAAUUCUCUGGUUUGAUGUGAAUAUUUUCUGUUUUUCUACUAAAACUGAAACUGAACGAGGCGUUUGAGGACACUCUGGACAUUUUCACUGCUGACAGCUCCUUUAUCAAUAAAAGAAUCAGCAGAUUAAUCAAUACUGAUCAAUAACUAAUCACCAUCAGUUCAUCUCAUCCUGCUGAUCAGUUUCUUUAGUUCCUGUUUGAUUCUGUGAAGUCAGCUCUGUACACACUGAAACGUAUCCUGAUCUUUCACACUCACCAGCGGACAGUGAACGCCUCACUGACUCUGAGGACGACACAGGACGAGAUAAAAAGUGGGACUGUUCCUUUAAUGUAAAGCUCCCAUCAGUGUGUCGUCGUGUCUUUAGACCCUGACAGGUUUUAUUGUGAAAAGACGCAGCAGUGCCUUCCUGUGGUGGUUCAAUGGUCGUUUGUGUCGUUUCAUCGGUAACUUAACGCUCGCUGACAAUCUGAGACAAGAAUCAUCGACAGUUUACCAGCUUUUUGUAACUCGUGUUUCCACCUGAUUGUUUCUUUUACAGAACCUUUAAGAACAAGAAGAAGAACACAAGCUCCGCCUCCAUCAGAGGAUCAUAACACUGUUUGGUUUUAUAUGUCCAAACGAGCAUUCUCAUCCCAACUCGUCACACGCUGCCGCUCAAUGACCUUAGCGUCAGAUACCAACACACACACAGGAACCUCUCACGACGUACGGAGGACCGUACAGGUGGGGCGGGAGGGGAGGAGGACAGGGUAAACCAAUUAGAGCUUAGAGCGAUCAAUAUGGCGGUGAUGUUGACGUAUGACCCAGCAGCCAAUGAGGCGUCGAUGUGUCUGUGCUACAACAGUAACGUAUGUAACAUGACUUGACGUCAGUAACCAUGCUGUUUUUCUCUGACCCUGACUAGGUGCAAGUUUAUUUUGAAAAAGACUGUCUGCGUCUAAAAAGCAGAAACUGUACACUUCCUGUGAAAAGUGGAAGUUUAUUUUGAAAAGACAGGAUGCAUGUAAGAAGCGUAGAUUCACACACCGUCCCUGAACGUCUCACUAUGACCAGGAGAAAACUGAGCGCGUCGUAUGUCGACGUGUGUGUCACUGACGGAGCACUGAUGUUUGACGAGUUGGGAUGAGACAAGUCUCAUGAGAUGUUAACAUCUUAUUUUGAAAGGGUGAUCAGUGGAGGAAACGGUGUCAUGGUCCUUUAACCCUCUGCUGGUGUUCAUUGAUAAGGAGUGGACAUGUUAUUGAUUAUUGAUGAGUGAAUGUCUGACAGUCGUGACGUCGUCUUCAUUCUGUGUUUCACUGUAAAAAAACAAACAAGAUCUAAACAAGAAGUUGUUUUGUACAUAGACGUUUGUUUUUCAUCGAUGGGACAAUAAAGUUUUGUAAAUAAAUGUCUUUUUGUACCAAUCAGAUCACUGAUCAGGUUUAAACUCAUUGAUCCAAUCGAUCAUCUCACUGAUGAUUUUAAG